Messenger RNA from Acanthamoeba castellanii str. Neff, 714 nucleotides. Its product is annotated as SH3 domain containing protein. The transcript has a single exon. Gene Ontology annotation, cellular component: cytosol; nucleoplasm. Bases 1 to 714 code for a protein of 237 amino acids. Gene Ontology annotation, molecular function: protein binding. The record is from RefSeq and is a predicted model, not a curated record. NCBI's taxonomy places the organism in Eukaryota, Discosea, Longamoebia, Acanthamoebidae. Gene Ontology annotation, biological process: positive regulation of actin filament polymerization; actin filament bundle assembly; actin crosslink formation.
AUGGCGAAGACGCAGGCGCAGCUGGAGGAGGAGAUUAAAUCGGUGUACGAGCAAAUCGAAGAGUACAAGCGCAAGUACCAUGAAGAGGUAGAACUCAAGCGAGAGCGCGAGGAGGAGCUGCGGAAGAAGGAGGACCAAGCGGCCAGCGCUGGGACUCUCGCGAGUAGUACUUCGGGCAGCAGUAGCACUACGACUGCCUCGUCGGCUGCAGCUGCCCCCGCGUCGCCGUGGCGCGCGGCCGUUCGAUUGAGCGGCUCUCCCUCGGUCUCCUCCAACUCGUCGCCGAGCUCGUCCACCUCAACCACCCCCCACGCCAGCAACGACAGCGUGCCCACCCGUCGGCCACUCUCGAAGAACGAGGAAGAGUUGAAGAAGGACAAGAAGGAGAAGAAAGACAGGAAGGAGAAGAAAGAGAAGAAGGAAAAGAAGAAGCACAACAAGAGUCUCACUCGCCACAGCUCGGGCGCUGUGCCCACCACGGCACCUUCUUUGCCGAUAGGGGGCGAGGCUGCGGCAGCCGCUACGGCGGUGGCGGAGAAGACCUUCACGGUGAGGUCGCUCCAAGCCCACAAGGCCACCUCCAAGAACGAGCUCUCCUUCGCCAAGGGCGUCACCAUCACCGUCAUCGAGGAGAACAAGACGGACGAUCUGUUCAAGGGCCAAAUCGGCAAGAAGGAGGGCUGGUUCCCGUCCUUCUACGUUGUGCGCACGUAG